CUGGGUUGAGAUUCCUUCGCUUUGCUACUUUCGGGCUUCGCGGAGGUGGCGUUAUUGGAUUCGGUCGGAGCGAUGGUUUAGACUCAACACAACCAAUAGAAGACUAUUGUCUCCGCUUUCCAGCAUCAUGAUACGGUUGAGACCUGGCAGGCUGGCUUUGAGACAUCGGUUACGCGGUUGUUUCGGCAGUUGCAAGGCUUCAAUGGCUCUCUGGGUAAGACGAUGUCACAGUCUGGGGCCUGGGCAGUUCGAUCGUAUUCCCUCAUUAUUUGGGUAUGAGGACAAUCAAGCUUGCAUGCCCGUACAGACAGCAGCACCAGAUUGCGGUCGCAAAAGGCAUGCUCAGGCACGUGUUUAGCAUAAUCUUUCGGUUGGCCGCAGAUUGCUUCACUUCUAUUAUCUCUCUAGCUUGCAGAGCAUCUCUUUAUCCUUUACCCAAGUAGCUUCACGCUUGCC
Molecule: messenger RNA, 456 nt
Organism: Aplosporella prunicola CBS 121167
Lineage: Eukaryota; Fungi; Ascomycota; Dothideomycetes; Botryosphaeriales; Aplosporellaceae
Exons: 1
Coding region: 128-358 (76 amino acids)
Source: RefSeq, a predicted model, not a curated record